GCUCGCAGCUGGUUUCGGGUGUCUGAUUCACAGCCUGCUGUUCUGCUCUGCGGCCUUCUGUUUUUGUGUUUUGGAGUUUUAUUCUCGAUUCCUCGGCGUUGUUAUUCCGCCUUACUCGGCUUUAUGUUGUAAAAUGUGUCCUCUGUAGGCGUGUCUUAGUGCUCAUACUGCGUGGAUAAAUUUAAAUAAUUGCGCAAAUUCAAAAGCAACGCAAUGUUCCGCUAUUUGGAUGAUGUUGAUGACAGUCCAUAUAUGAUGGAUCCAUUUGCAGCACACAGACACCAGAUGAGGAGCUUGUUUGGCCCCUUUGGCUUUGAGCCUUUUCCCCUUAACCCUCAGAUCCAGUCUCCAAGAACACACCUGCAGCCACAGGCUGGAGCCUUGACUCCCUUCGGCAUGAUGGGAAUGGGCGGGGGCUUCAUGGACAUGUUUGGGAUGAUGAGUGAGAUGAUGGAGAACAUGGACAGGAUGUCUGGUACUCCGAGCUGUCAGACCUACUCCUCCUCCACAGUUAUCUCCUACUCCUCCACUGAUUCUGGAGCACCCAAAGUCUUCCAGCAGACCAGUGAAGUGCGCACCGCUCCUGGAGGGAUCAGGGAGACGCGUCAGUCUCUCCGUGACAGUGAGAGUGGUAUGGAGCGGAUGUCCAUUGGCCACCACAUCGGUGACAGAGCCCAUGUGAUAGAACGCUCCAGAAACCGCCGCACGGGAGAUCGGGAGGACAGACAGGAUUUCAUCAACCUGGAGGAGAGUGACGCAGCUGCAUUUGAUGAGGAAUGGAGGAGGGGGGUGGGACGGUAUGCGCCUCCUAAUAUCCGUGGGCUGGAUUAUGGGCGGGACCGCAGGAUGGGAGCAGGGCAGCUGGCUUUGACCGCACCCCCAAACUCCUCCUCCCCAGCACCCCGUCACGAGUCGCCCCGACACCCCCCUCGUCCUCGUUACGACUGGUGAAGGAGCUGAGCAGUAGGACCAUGAUCUACCUGACGCUGUGAAGGAGUGUUUUGGAGAACUGAACUGGACUGGACUGAUAUCCUGUAUGAGCCACACGUUGACCUGCAUCCUGGCAUGAAGUGUGUAUGUGCAAGUUAAAAAAGCUUAACUGCUGCAGUGAUGUACAGAAUUGAAACUUUCAUGUGUUAGCUUCAUGCCAGGGCUCAAUUCCCAAAGCAUACACACCAGCCUUCAAUAUAUAUUACCUGUAAGCGUAGUAUGCAUCAGUGGUUCAACUCCUCAGUCCCCUGUGACAUUCUACACACACAAUCUUAAAGUGAAUCGAAGUUCAUUCCCAUGCUUCCAACACUUAAAUAUUAAAAUAUGUAAUAAUACACUACAGCACACCCCACACACACACACACACAUACACACACACGCGUGCACUCACAGUAAAGUUCCUAAAUGUUUGUGUUGUUGACACCAUGGUAAUAUGUGGGUUGAAUUGUACAAUGUUGACUAAUUAACCUUAUUAACAAAUAAUAAAAUCUUGUUAGUUAA
Messenger RNA from Pygocentrus nattereri (red-bellied piranha), 1491 nucleotides. RefSeq names its product myeloid leukemia factor 2 (gene mlf2). The record is from RefSeq and is a predicted model, not a curated record. Gene Ontology annotation, biological process: regulation of DNA-templated transcription. The transcript is spliced from 9 exons. Bases 214 to 951 code for a protein of 245 amino acids. Gene Ontology annotation, cellular component: cytoplasm; nucleus. NCBI's taxonomy places the organism in Eukaryota, Metazoa, Chordata, Actinopteri, Characiformes, Serrasalmidae.